Messenger RNA from Plenodomus lingam JN3, 1653 nucleotides. The record is from RefSeq and is a predicted model, not a curated record. NCBI's taxonomy places the organism in Eukaryota, Fungi, Ascomycota, Dothideomycetes, Pleosporales, Leptosphaeriaceae.
AUGUUUAAACAUCUUGCACUUGGUGAACUUUCACAUGCAAAGAGAAGUCAACCCGAUCUCCUCAUACCGGUAGCCAAGACAUCACUGCAACUGUGGCAGCCACACGGACGAUCGGCAUCACCAGGCGAUUUUUCAGCCUUCUGCGGCCAAAUUUGCAGUUCAGGCAUCAGAAGCGCAAAUACGUCACCCAUACCUACGCAUCUUUCCGUGACCUACGAUGUGUGGUGUACGGACGAAAUCACGGCUUCAGACCUGUGUUUAGCUACAGCGGCUGAGAUCAAUGUCGAAGCCACCUCGGACGCCGUCUUCUCACCCGAUGCGCUUUCUCAGCCUCGCCUCUCCGUCUACUCGUGCAAGUCGCAUACUUCAGAUGAGGAAUCGCUCCUGGUAAACAUCGCUAGAUACAUUACCAAGGCUCGCUCUACGCUUUCCGGCGUCAUCCGCGCACCUCCGCUUCCCUACUUUCCCACCUGCUGGCACGACGCAAUGGAGACUUCUCGCCAAUACCAGAUUCCCAAUACGCCACGCGUUAUAUCGCCUUCGCCGACUCCCUCGGAAGCUGGUAGCAAUAAAGAUGGCUACUUUGGGCCAACGACGCGCUCAACUUCGCGCAAACAACAAGUGCGGGUCACGUCACCACCGGCCAUAGACGAGGAUUCGUCGAGCUCAGAUCUAGAGAAGAGAGCGCGAACUAGAAGUCGAGAUGCUAUGCUGGAAGGCAGCGUAGGGAAUAGAAGGAUGAGCGGCUUGACAAGUCGGCGACAAGUGAAUGCGAGCGCAAAGAAGGAGCUGAUGGUGCCUAUCAACGGAGCCACAAAUGGACGCCUAUCACCAGCUGCAGCUAACAAGAACUACUGGAGAGAAAUGAGCAGGAGCCCAAGUCCACUGGGACUGAUUCCUAUCCAUCAAAAGUGGCGGUCGUUCAUUCACCGGCAUGAAAUCCCACGCAAAAUCCUCCACGUUUCGAUCGGCUUCCUCACCAUCUGGCUCUACUGCAAUGGCACACAGACUUCCCAAAUCCACAAUGUCCUGCUUACACUACUCAUUCCCAUCGCUCUCACAGAUGUCAUCCGACAUCGCUACUGGCAGGUCAAUCGUCUCUACAUCCGCUGUCUAGGCGCGCUGAUGCGUGAGUCUGAGGUGGAUGGUUACAACGGCGUCAUUUCUUAUCUCCUGGGAGCCUGGAUCGUCAUGCGCUUCUGCCCCAAAGAUCUCGCCGUCAUGAGCAUUCUCUUGCUCAGCUGGUGCGACACAGCAGCCUCCACGUUUGGUCGUCUAUGGGGCCAUCUCACCCCCAAGGUACGCAAAGGCAAGAGUCUCGCGGGAUCCAUUGCCGCUUGUGUGACAGGUGUCAUGACGGCUGUCGUGUGGUGGGGCUGGCUGGGUCCUCUGUACUCGCAGUACAAUAGUGGCGAGAAUGCGUUUGCUUUUCAGGGUGCCCUCGUCCUUCCUCAGCCCGUCCGAGAGGGUCUAGGGUGGUCGCUGACUGAGUCGACCAUUUCUGGCUACUUGGCAUUGGGAACCAUGUCGUUGGCGGCAGGCAUCAUCGCCAGCGUCAGCGAGGCGCUUGAUGUUUUUGGCUGGGAUGACAAUCUGACGAUCCCGGUCCUGUGUGGCGCCGGCAUGUGGGGCUUUUUGAAGAUGUUCGGAUGA